Rubroshorea leprosula is the source of this 1319-nucleotide messenger RNA. NCBI's taxonomy places the organism in Eukaryota, Viridiplantae, Streptophyta, Magnoliopsida, Malvales, Dipterocarpaceae. The record is from the annotation of a GenBank genome assembly.
GUUUAGCUACAUGUGUUUUUGCAACAUAUUAUUGUGAUUAUGAAAGUACUAUAAUUACAAUGAACAUGCUCUUUUCAUUGAGAGAUUUACUCAUGAUAUUAUUUGCAUCAACUUGUUUAGUGUCAUGCAAUAUUCAUUUAAUGCCAUAUAGGAUUGUAAACUUACAAUUCUAAGUGGUAUGGCAACUAAAGCAUUGUUGUUGUAGUUAUUAGAGAAAUGAGAACAAAAAGUUUAAUAUAUUAAAAAAGUUUAUAGUUUUAGAUAUUAGAGUUAAAAUUUGUUUUAAUCAAAUUAUUAGUUUUUUAUUGUUAGUUUUGGCUUUCACUAGUUUGACAAUUUAUAAGAACUAAAAACUACAACCAUACUAAAUGGAGCUUUAAUUAUAACACAUUUUCUUUACUUUUUGAAGAAUAAGGUUUUUUUAAGGAGAAUCAUUUUUAAUUUUUUUAAUGGGAAAAAUAACUCAUACUAGCGCCACCAGGAAGAAUAUUUUUCUCCGCCUAGCCCUAUGGGGAUCCCUAGGAGUACCCACGGGGAUCGGGCAUUUUUGCCAUCCCUAUCCACAACCAAAGCAAAUGAUGGUAAAGUUUGUUGCAUAUACAAUUUAUGCAUUUCAUUGUAAGUAUUGUAGGACAACAAUGAUUGGUCUAAGGUACAUGUCUAAACUUUUGUUUUGAAUUGUGUGUGAAGUUAUAUUGUUUAAAGCAAGAUGAUAAACUUCGAUAUUUGCUGGACAGAAGCAACUGUCGAUGGGGAGGUAUGGUUCAAUAUGUUGGUUAUAACUUUGACAUGGGGUACUGACCUUCCCCUUGCAUCUAUUUUUAUCAUUCUUGUGAAGCAUGUUGUUCUUGCUCAUUUUCAUUUUACGGUUUUCUUCAUGAAGAUUGUUCUACACAUUACUAAAACCAGAUCCUGUUUUGAAAAGUCUAUUCAGAAAGUUGUGAGAACCUUUUCCUUGUCAUGGAUGGCCUUAUCCGAUCAAUAUAACAUUCACCCAUGAUGUUCUUCUGGCUUGCUUACAAAUUUUCACUAAUGCUGAUAGAGUCCAUGCUGGAAGGGUGCUAACUACUAAGCAGAAUGGGUGCUUUAAAAGAUGCUUUCAGACUCUUAAUACCACUACCAAUGUGAAUGGAAAAGAGAAUGAAUUGGAUUUAACAAUUGGAUAUGACUUUAGAUCUUUGUUCAGGAUUUUUUUUUUUCUUUCUUUUAUUUUGUUAUGUAAUUAAUAAUAUAAUAUUGAUGCAGACAAUAUUAUAGGCAAGUUUUUAAAUAAAGAGUUACUAGUAUGUCAUGAUUGUAAAUUAAUUGUAAGUUUAUAA